Anthostomella pinea is the source of this 1821-nucleotide messenger RNA. The record is from the annotation of a GenBank genome assembly. Lineage: Eukaryota; Fungi; Ascomycota; Sordariomycetes; Xylariales; Xylariaceae.
AUGGCUCCCAACUUUCGUCCCAACAGGGAAACCCGCCGCGGCAAUCGGAGCGGCUACGUCGAACAUGACGACUUCGAGGGUCUGCCCGUCAGACAAUGGCGCCAGGAGUGGGUGACCAUCACGCCGCCCCCACCGCCCCACACCACCCAGAGAAACGACGUCUGGGCCAUCGAGCUUCCUCACGGCAUGCCCAGGGACUCCCAACUACUACCCCAACAUACACAAGAGCUACUGAGGGCCGCUCGCUCCGGACGCCUGUACAAGCGACCCGCGCCUGCCGAGGAGGAGGAUGCCGAUGCAGACACAAUCCUGGCUGACAAGGCAGACAAGAAGGACGAGGAUCCAACCAACAAGGGGUUUCAAGUCAAGAUCUGGAAGCAGGUCGCUCGUAAUGCCGAGGGGCCCACCGUUUCGCAUCUGGCCAAGAGGAGGAAAGGGACCGUCACCCUCUCGUCCGACCUGCCGGCUGGUGCUGCGUCGGGCGUGACCGUGACGAAAGCUACCGUUCGCCGUGUCGAUGCCGCUGGAAACCCCUAUACACAAGAGAUCACACUGAACGAGGGCCAGCAAGUCGAUGGCGAGAUAAUAGCUACCACCGUAGUGGCUGUACCCACCUCAGCCGCCAACGGAGACGCAACUGCAUCAGCGACACCAGUGCGAAGACGCCCGCCACCUCCCAAACGGAAGCCUAAGGGGCCUGGCAGGGGUCGGAAGAAGAAGGUUCCCCUGCCCCUACCUGCACGUCCCGAUCCGCCUGUCCCCGGUGUCAGCGGAGUCCCAGAAGGAAUCAAGACUGAAUCCGCCGAGGCCAACGCCGUGAAACCAGAGGACAAUGACGCGACAAAGAACCAGGACAGCGAGAUGGCCGACGACGACGAAGAAGGCGACGAUGGCGAAGACGACGGUGAGGAUGGCGAAGAGGGCGACGAAGGGGACGAGGAAGACGGUGAAGGGGAGAACGGUUCUGUUUCGCGGGCGGGGAGCGAAAUCAGGCCGGAUGGUAUGGAUGUCAGCCCGACACCUAACCAGCCCGAGAGCACCGGGCAGGAAGCCAUGGUUUCGGAUGUCUCGGGUGGUCAGAAGACACCUCUUUCCAAAGACCCUAUUUUGCCUCUAUCACAUGUCAAUCUGCCUCCUAUCCAGCCUCCUUACAACACGCAACCAUCCCACUUUGAAGGAAGCCCCCUCAAGAAUGUCAUUGCUGCUCCGUCACCACUCGAUCUGAUGCCGAAACUUUCGCCAACAAUUAAAACACCCGGCAAUGCGGCCACUGCGGCUGAGGUGGGACCAUCAUCGGUAACCUCGGUUCAAGGUCUGACUGCCGAGCCUGUUCCUUCAGUCGAAGCAAGCGCUACACCAGAGGUUUCGGGACGGUUCAUGGAACAAACGACCAGCGUAGAAACAGAGGGUGAGGUGGACGCAGACAUGGUCGACGGUGUUCCAGCUGUGGUGGUAGAGCAAACUCAACAGACCACAUCACGAGUCAGCGAUGCCCGACAGCCGAGUUCGCUGCCAGUCGAGGAGACUCCGGGGGCGGCGCCUGUUGAUGUUGCGACCAUUGUUCAGACAGACGCGCCAGUCAUGUCUGUGGAGUCGACGGUGACCGAGGUCGUCGACGAGCCUCGGACGGAAGAAGUGGCGACAUUAGCUGCCGACCCCAUAGAUACACAAGUAGGAGCCGCUGGGGCACAAGCGACCGAAGAGCAGGAGCCGGACUCGCCCGACCUGUUCAGCGGGCUCGAGGCGGCUCUGAACCUACCGGGGCCGAGCAACGGCUCUACAACCGAGGCUCCGCCAAAGGUCAGGUCUGAAGCGUACUAG